ACUAUGACAAAGUAGUUUUGUAUUCAGAAAAAAAAGAGCUCAAAACUAGCGAAAGUGCGAAAAUGGGUAAAAUUUAUGAUGCUUUAAUAAGCACUGUACAAUAUAUCUCGACCGAAGAAAGCACAGAUGAAGAGUCUCAGAAAGAGACACCUAA
This is a messenger RNA of Racocetra fulgida, 154 nucleotides long. NCBI's taxonomy places the organism in Eukaryota, Fungi, Glomeromycota, Glomeromycetes, Diversisporales, Gigasporaceae. The record is from the annotation of a GenBank genome assembly.